AUGUUAGGCUCUUAUCGGUUACUUCUACUCGUCAAACUAAUCCUGUUUGAAUUACUUGGACUAAAAUGUAUUGAAGAUGAUUCAUUUCGUCGUUAUCGUCGAUUACGUUCUCCUACUUAUAGUCACACCCAUAAUUCAUCUGUCAAUCCAUUGUUUUACUUAAUGUCUGCCUCGAUCAGUGACCAUUUUGCUGUUAUUAAUUGUUCAACGCCCGAACAUGUUCCUCAUCAUAAACUCGAUUGGUAUUUUCAAACAAGCACAUCUUCAAAACCACCCCGUGUUAUUUGGCAACGUGGUCGUUCAAAUAUUCAUCGUUAUAUAGCUUAUUCUCCCGAUCAAUUACGACAUUUUUUACAAAUCAAACCUAUUCUUUACAAUGAUAGCGGAACAUACACGUGUCUAGAUCAAACUACUGGUUUCUUUGCUGGAGUAGAUCUGAUUGUUCAUGACAGUCAUAACUGUGCUGAAAGUAUUAUAAUCGAUUUACAUAUGUCAUCAUUUAUUUGUUUGAUCUUAUUCUUAUUAGUUCUCUUAAGAUAUACGGCUAGUGAGAGUCAAGUACCAUGA
Rotaria socialis is the source of this 567-nucleotide messenger RNA. The record is from the annotation of a GenBank genome assembly. Lineage: Eukaryota; Metazoa; Rotifera; Eurotatoria; Philodinida; Philodinidae.